Molecule: messenger RNA, 1245 nt
Organism: Cryptococcus wingfieldii CBS 7118
Lineage: Eukaryota; Fungi; Basidiomycota; Tremellomycetes; Tremellales; Cryptococcaceae
Exons: 4
Coding region: 1-1245 (414 amino acids)
Source: RefSeq, a predicted model, not a curated record
AUGUUGCUCAAUCCCGAACAAUUCACCAUACGCCCAGCCACAGAUGGACAGGCCCUCCAGCACGGCAAAGCUUGCUUUGAGGUGCCCGAUUGGAGAGCGAGGAUGUCUUUGGAGGACUUCAACGCAAUUGCCGAAAGGGAGCAGUCAGAGGCAGAGUAUGCAAAAGACCAUGGAGUUAUUGGCUGGGUAUUGGUUCGUUGGGACGAUUAUGAGGGUGAGAUCUACUCUGCUUUAGAGACGCAAGUCACUGCAUUGAACCCAGUUUCAUCCGUCGCUCACGCUACAUACACAGCCAUCGCACGAAAUGCUUCAUCAAGGACAAAGGCCAGGGUCAAGUCCGGGACGGCUGGGUGUCAAGGGUACGCCACACAUUUGAUCCGCCUACUGCACUACAUCCUCACUUCGCCUUCCCCUACCAUCACUCAACCCGCGAUAUCCCAAACCAUUCCACCAUUUCCUCCAUCUUGGGGGCAGCGACCCCCACCCAUACCCCACGAGCUGGUGCCCUACGUGCCCAGAGCCGAUGGCAGUAUGUUAUGGUCUGACGUUUUGAUGAGAGUCUACGAACGUUGUACCCUGGGGCUUGAGGGGCGAGGGUUUCAAAGCAAACAAGAGUGGAAUCAUACGCUCACUUGGAAGCUGAACGGGACAUCAGAAAGUCAAUCUGAUUGGGAAUACAUCUGGGAGUCUGACCUGGAGGACAUAUAUCCUGUUGUCUGGGCCAACUCUCGGCACAAGCUUUCCCAAGCUCAGACUAUCGACAAGCCUGUAUUCUUGUGCGACCCAGCCUCACCCGGGACACUGACCAUGAUUCCCGUAAGAGGGUCGUACAGUCCUCAGCCGACUUGGCGAACCCGAGUCUUACCUUAUGGUAUCCGUCUCAGAGCCACAAAAGGACAAGGCUGGGAAUACGAAGCCGUUGUCCUGUUCAGCUUGUACAACUCUGCAGCGUCACCGCGCCUCUGCGUGACAUACAUGCAAAAUAUCACACCUGGAUUGUUGCCCGCGCUUUUGACAUCGUUGGACGGUGUAGUUGAGUACUCGGGCGCACCAUGGACAGAAGGCGAAGUAUGGGGACUCGAUCCCACCUCCGAGCUAGUACACGCGUGGAAUCGGGCGGAAGGGCGCGAUGUGGUAGUUUCGACGAGGAUUGGGACAGAAGGCAUGGUCCAUGUGCUAGGGGUAUGUUGGUAUGACGAGGAAGAGGUGGAUAUGGUGGAUUCCCAGAUGUGGGCUUGGGUGUAG